Cladophialophora immunda is the source of this 1305-nucleotide messenger RNA. RefSeq lists its product as uncharacterized. The transcript has 5 exons. The coding region runs from base 254 to 1117 and encodes 287 amino acids. The record is from RefSeq and is a predicted model, not a curated record. Gene Ontology annotation, molecular function: serine-type endopeptidase activity. NCBI's taxonomy places the organism in Eukaryota, Fungi, Ascomycota, Eurotiomycetes, Chaetothyriales, Herpotrichiellaceae. Gene Ontology annotation, cellular component: membrane.
AGCGACUCCAAAAAUCUCCUGCGCAGAUUCGUCGAUGAUUCUUCAGGCACGAGACACUGCAUCUCUAGUCUUACAGUCGUAUCCCCCAGAUCAUGGCGUACAGCAACUCAGACCGUACUUCUACGUGUUGAAGAGUCAGACUCGUAUCAACCCAAUGUGCCGCACUUCCACCCUCAACUGCCAUCUCUGACCAAGCAUUGAAGUGCCCGCUGGUACCGCUAUCCACCACCAUCCUCCUCUGCCUUGCGCCAGAAUGGCAGCACCUCGAGCGUUGCCUCGAAUAACGACCAAUAGCCUCCCUCUCCCAACCCGAUUAAUCCAGCCGUCGCGUAUACGCUCCUACCUUCUGCGUCUCCCGCUUUUCACCCGCCUGAUCCUCGUCGCAAUAGUAGCCUUUUGGCUCCUCGAACUGCAGACCGUCUGGAGUGUGGUAAAAUGGGGCUCACUGGAACCCAAGGAAAUCAACCUGGGCAGCAUGUACAGGCUCAACACAUUUGUCUUGAUACACACGGGGUUCUGGCAUAUGUUAAUCAAUACCAUCUGCCUUAUGCCUUUACUAGAGAGGUUCGAGGCUGAAUUUGGCACGUUGAAUAGCAUUGCCUUGUUUAUGGGCCCGUUGGGACAAAUACCUGCGGUGUUAUAUCUGUUGUUGGACGGUGUCAUCCUCAGAGACAAUACCCCAGUCCUCGGGGCCAGUAUCUGGGUGUUCCUCCUUCUUGCGGCCGAGGCAAUUAAAACUUAUCGAGCGAACCCAUAUCUGGAGAUCGCUGACCAAAAGAUCCCCACUUGGAUAUCGCCAUUAGUGAUACUGGUCGUGACGUCCAUACUGAUUCCCAGUGCUUCCUUCCUUGGACACCUCAGUGGGUGUAUAACAGGAUAUUUAUGGGGCCUGGGCUAUAUCCGUUUCCUCGCACCUCCGGAGAAAGUCCUUCGCUGGAUCGAAGGCAAACUCAAUCUGCUUGGACGAUUACCACACUAUGUGUCUGUGGAUCAGAAGACCUAUGGGCGCUACGGCGUUCUUCCCACGAGUUCAGCCAGCGGACCAGAAGGUCAUAUGAGUCCUAUUGGACUUGGUUGGAUGGGCACCAGCAGUGAUGGGCAGAGACUUGGGCCAUGACCAUCUGCCGGCCUUUGGAACGCUUUUGACCUCUCGAAAAUUGCGUUAGAGCACGCAGAACCCUGGACGGUUGGAUCAACCCCACGUUGGAUAAAUGGAGCGUCAUGUCUGUGGACAGGUUGCUCGAUGUACUAGUAGCCAUAUUUGCCGAUGGUUUAAUGAAGACAACUAUUUGUGACUCUAAGAUA